Caretta caretta (loggerhead turtle) is the source of this 2244-nucleotide messenger RNA. RefSeq names its product LIM homeobox 5 (gene LHX5). The record is from RefSeq and is a predicted model, not a curated record. Gene Ontology annotation, molecular function: zinc ion binding; DNA-binding transcription factor activity, RNA polymerase II-specific; RNA polymerase II transcription regulatory region sequence-specific DNA binding. NCBI's taxonomy places the organism in Eukaryota, Metazoa, Chordata, Testudines, Cheloniidae. Gene Ontology annotation, cellular component: nucleus. Gene Ontology annotation, biological process: regulation of transcription by RNA polymerase II; neuron differentiation.
UGGGGGGGGGUCUGGGAAGUCCACGCGACACUUUUUGCCUGCCCUCAGGACGCCCAGGAGAAGAAGGCAAGAAGCUGACAGUGUUGUUUUCCGUUUCCCCCCCUUGCGAUCGCUUUCGGCGGCGGGGUGGGGGUUGCAUUCUGCUUUAUUUUGCUGGUCUCGCCUUCCUCUGCGGAGGUCAUGAUGGUGCAUUGUGCAGGCUGCGAGCGGCCCAUCCUGGACAGGUUUCUGCUGAACGUGUUGGACAGGGCAUGGCACAUUAAAUGUGUCCAGUGCUGCGAAUGCAAGUGCAACCUGACGGAGAAAUGCUUCUCCAGGGAAGGCAAGCUUUAUUGCAAAAAUGACUUUUUCAGGCGGUUCGGUACCAAAUGCGCAGGCUGCUCCCAAGGCAUCUCUCCAAGCGACCUCGUCAGGAAAGCCCGAAACAAAGUCUUUCACCUGAACUGUUUCACGUGCAUGGUUUGCAACAAACAGCUCUCCACCGGAGAGGAACUUUAUAUCAUAGACGAAAACAAAUUUGUUUGCAAAGAGGACUAUUUGAACUCGCCCAGCCUAAAGGAAGGGAGCCUCAACUCAGUGUCCUCCUGUACAGACAGAAGUUUGUCCCCGGAUCUUCAGGACCCCAUGCAGGAUGAUACAAAGGAAACAGACAACUCCACCUCCUCGGACAAAGAGACCACCAACAACGAGAACGAGGAACAGAACUCGGGCACCAAGAGGAGGGGACCUCGGACUACAAUUAAAGCCAAGCAACUGGAGACUCUCAAGGCUGCCUUUGCUGCUACCCCCAAACCUACCAGGCACAUCCGGGAACAGCUGGCCCAGGAGACAGGGCUCAACAUGAGAGUGAUCCAGGUUUGGUUCCAGAAUCGAAGGUCCAAAGAGAGGAGAAUGAAACAGCUGAGCGCGCUGGGGGCCAGGAGGCAUGCCUUCUUCAGGAGUCCUCGGCGCAUGCGCCCUCUGGGAGGCAGGCUGGAUGAAUCUGAAAUGUUGGGUUCUACCCCUUACUCUUAUUACGGAGAUUACCAAGGAGACUACUACGGGCCAGGCGGGAACUACGAUUUUUUCCCCCACGGGCCCCCCUCGCAAGCCCAGUCCCCAGCAGACUCCAGCUACCUUCCAACCUCAGGGCCCGGCUCCACGCCCCUGGGGCCCCUGGAGCCCCCGCUCCCCGGACACCACUCCUCCGAAAACCAAAGGUACACCGACAUGAUCUCGCACCCUGACACCCCGAGCCCCGAGCCGGGCCUGACCGGCUCGCUGCACCCCAUUCCCGGCGAGGUCUUCAGCGGCGGCCCCAGCCCCCCUUUCUCCAUGUCCAGCAACAGCGGGUACAGCGGCCCCCUCUCGCAUCCAAACCAGGAGCUGAACGAGGCAGCGGUGUGGUAGGGCUGACCCAGCCAGAGGGUGUGGGGGUGCUGGGGACCCCCGGCUCCCUCUGUCCCAGGCAGAUCCAGCCUCCUCGUCCCAGCUCCGGCUAAGACACCAGGAACCAAAACCGGCCGCCUGACACUGAUGCCAAAAUUCUCCGGAGUCCCACCCCCACCCCAAGCCACAGGACACAGGCUGCGGGGGGUCCCCGCACUCAGUGUCUUUUUUCCUCGCCACGUGUGAGCAGGCACGGCUGCCGAAACGUGCCAAUGCUGACUAACCUCUGCAAGGAUCUGAAGCAGCAUCUCUUGGACCAAAGCUGAACUGGACUGGAUCACAGAUUUCCUGAUUGACUGGACUGCCUACUUUUCGGGGGCGGGGGGGCUUUUCUUUCUUUCUUUCUUUCUUUCUUUCUUUCUUUCUUUCUUUCUUUCUUUCUUUCUUCAAUCCAGAAUUGCAUCUUUUUAAUCUUAAUCUGGAAAGGGGGGAACCCCCUCAUAAUCCACUUUUUUUUUAAUUAGAAGGUUCGUUUUGUGGUGAUGGAGGUGGGAAUGGGAAUUGGUGUGUCUUGCAAAAGAAAACCUUCACUGAUGACAAGGCGACCCCUCGUGGUUAGUUCUGGUUUAGCUUUCCAGGACUGUGGAACUUUAAUGUUUGGAGAAUCUUGGGGUUUGUUUUGUUUUCCACUGGGCAGAAAUAUAACUAAAACUACCACUAAAAAAGCGAUCCAAGUCCGAAUGUCUCUGGCAAACACCACUUCAAACCCAAAAGUUUAUUGGAGGCCACACGGAUUGAAGGAUGUAUUAUAGUUUUUGCUUCUAGUUUCUUUAUUUUGUAUAAAGAAGAAACAAAUAAAGUAUGUUUUUGUGUUUA